This is a messenger RNA of Wasmannia auropunctata (little fire ant), 1104 nucleotides long. RefSeq names its product COMM domain-containing protein 5-like. NCBI's taxonomy places the organism in Eukaryota, Metazoa, Arthropoda, Insecta, Hymenoptera, Formicidae. The transcript is spliced from 4 exons. Bases 118 to 741 code for a protein of 207 amino acids. Gene Ontology annotation, cellular component: nucleus. The record is from RefSeq and is a predicted model, not a curated record.
UCUAGUUUCCGACAGAUGGCAGUACGUUCAAUUUUCAUGUGAACACCAGAAUUUUUGGUUAAGGUAUCCAUUGAAAUUUAUCAAAGUUAUUCUCAAAUGCCACUGUAACAACUAACAAUGACAACUCCUCUUCAAACGCAGCUGUUGAGCGCUUUAGGGAGUAAAACGAAGUAUCUUGCGGAAUUAAAGAAAACAUUCGCGCGUCCACUAAUACAGCUCGCAGUGAAAGCGAUAGAGUUGGAACAUAUAGAGGAAGGUGUAUUAGAACGGAUAAGUAAGAAAUACAGCAUACCCGAAGAACACGUGGACGAGUAUUAUGCAGCUGUUCUUACAAUUUUGAAAAUACAUCUACGUUCGCAGUGCCAUAAUAUCAAACCUGCAGAGUUUAAACAAUACUUGGAAGAACUGAAACUGAAUUCGGAAUGUGCGGAAGAUUUAUCCUCCGUGAUUUAUGGUCCGAAACAAACAGACCUAUUGUCAGGUUUAAUUCAGAGAACAAAGUUUAAUCCCCAACUCACAUCCUGCAAGUGGCGUAUAGAUAUUACUAUUUCAUCUAACAUGUUAAACAGAGUACUAGAGCCAAACAUCAUGAUGGAAUGGACAUUUAACACAGGCGAAUGUGUGACGUUUGAAUUAUCUUUGGCAAAGUUUCACCAAUUGAGACACACCAUAGCUACCAUUCUAGUUGAGUUACAAGCGUUGGAACGACACAGCACAUUUAAGACUAUUCUGUCCAGCUGAUAGCAAUAACUCAUCAUGAUUCAUUACUAAAAGCAAUUCUGAGAUAUCAGGGUUCGCGUAAUACUAAUUUGUUAAUUCUAAGCUAUAUGAGAAUAUUAAUAUUUACGUUUCUAUUUGUUUGAUAUAUUCAGUUUAUUGUAUCACAGAUAUAAGUAAAAAUUAUUUAUAUUAUUAAAAUGCUAUCAGAAAGAACUCCAACUUCUUAUAAAUAUAUUAUUUAAAUAAUUUCAAGCGUUCAUUUAUUUAUAAUAAUUAAAAAAAUUAAUAUCUUAUGUGUUAUUUAUGCUUUUCUAUCGAAUUUUACUUAUAUCUACUUUUUUUAAAUAGGGGUUUUUUUUCAAAUAAAAAAAAUAUUGUCAAAAA